Messenger RNA from Pleurotus ostreatus (oyster mushroom), 276 nucleotides. RefSeq lists its product as uncharacterized. Lineage: Eukaryota; Fungi; Basidiomycota; Agaricomycetes; Agaricales; Pleurotaceae. The transcript has a single exon. Bases 1 to 276 code for a protein of 91 amino acids. The record is from RefSeq and is a predicted model, not a curated record.
AUGCGCACCCAAAUCCUCAUUUCUGCCGUCGUGCUCCUUAGCUGGGGGUCCACCGCCUCCGCAUCAGCCUACCCUAGAGCUGCGACCAGAGUCGUACAAAUCGGCGGGCGAGGGGAUGAGUUCUGUACAGGGGUGCAUGACGCAGCUGGCGGUGACCCUUGCGAAGUUGCAAAGCCUGCCCCCAUCCCCCAGCCAUCGACAACAUAUGCAGAUGAUAGCGAGCCGACGCCGUCGAACGUCCCCGAAGAUUCGACGAAAUCCCGGGGGGAGUUGUGA